Molecule: messenger RNA, 3602 nt
Organism: Haliaeetus leucocephalus (bald eagle)
Lineage: Eukaryota; Metazoa; Chordata; Aves; Accipitriformes; Accipitridae
Gene: ARID3B
Product: AT rich interactive domain 3B (BRIGHT-like)
Exons: 9
Coding region: 223-1905 (560 amino acids)
Biological process (GO): regulation of transcription by RNA polymerase II
Cellular component (GO): nucleus
Molecular function (GO): DNA binding
Source: RefSeq, a predicted model, not a curated record
AAAAAUUCAGAUCAAGGGGCUUCUUUAAUUAAAGGGCUCUCCCAGGGAUUAAAAGCUGCACAAAGGCUGGUGCGUGAGGACCUGAAGGUUGAACUGAAUCCUUUCGCUGCCUGGGUUGGGAGAGACGCGGAAAAUUCUGACAGUCUCCCAAGGUCGGGGCUUGAACCCUGCCAGAUAAAGUCAAAAACGCCCCCCUCUUUUCCCAGCCAUGCAAACUGCGGGAUGAAGCUGGAAGCUGUGGUCGAGCAGCUGCAGAAGCAGCAGCAGAAGCAGCAAGCGCCUCUGCAGAUGGAUUCCAGGGAGAGACAGCAGAGGCAGAUGAGAGAAGCCCAGCUGCUCUACACUCAGCAGCUGGCUGUGCAGCAGGCUGUCCUAGCAGCCACAUCUGGCAGGGCUUCGGGUGGCUCUGCUGUUGGUCCCUUGGCCAGAGGCCCACCUGCAGCUGGAGCUACGCGGGCUUUUGAUCAGAGCAGCAUGAAUUCGGAGCCAGAAGAGGAGGAGGAAGAAGACGAGGAAGAGGAGGAGGAGGAGGAGGAGGAAGGGGGUUUGGAAGGUGGAGAUCUUGAGGAUGGUGCUAAUGUGACUGGGAAAGAAACCUGCUCUGCUCUGAAAUAUUUUCAUGCUCCCAAAGUUGCCCAUCACAACCAAAGAGUGGCCUCUACCUCUAAUCCUCUUCCGGCUUCAGGGCACCAGCGGGGACAACAGGGCAAAGAAGAACAGGGUAAAGACACUACUAAGCAACCAUAUUCCGGUUCCCCGUCUGGACGCCAGAACUGGCGGUUGGAUGAGCAGCUCAAACAGAACGGCAACGUGACCUGGAGCGAUGAAGGUGAUGGAUGCCGAGGAAGAGAAAUUUCACGAGACUUUGCCAAGCUCUAUGAACUGGAUAGUGAUCCUGAACGGAAAGAGUUCCUGGAUGACCUUUUCAUCUUUAUGCAGAAGAGGGGAACUCCCAUCAAUCGGAUCCCCAUCAUGGCAAAGCAGAUCCUGGAUCUCUACAUGCUCUACAAGCUGGUGACUGAGAAAGGAGGGCUGGUGGAAAUCAUCAACAAGAAGAUCUGGCGAGAGAUCACCAAAGGCCUUAAUCUGCCCACCUCCAUCACCAGUGCCGCAUUUACGCUUCGAACCCAGUACAUGAAGUACCUAUAUGCCUAUGAAUGCGAGAAGAAAUCCCUCAGUUCUCCUGCUGAGCUUCAGGCUGCAAUCGACGGCAACAGGCGGGAAGGCAGGCGGCCCAGCUACAGCUCCUCUUUGUUCAGCUACUCGCCCACCACCACGGGACCUCCUUCCCUCCUGUCUCCCCCAAAGAUCCGCUUCCCCAUCAUCGGCGUCGCGCCGGGCAGUGGGACCAGCAAUCCUCGGGUGUCUCCAGCAGCAGCUGUCAGAAAAGGUGAUGGUGUGCCCUUGACUGUGUCUAUGCCAAAUCGUAUUGCCGUGCCAGUGACCUUGGCUAGCCAGCAGGCAACUGUGGCAGCAAGAACAGCCACCCUAGAGCAGCUGAGAGAGAGACUGGAGUCAGGAGAGCCUCCAGAGAAGAAGGUCUCACGGAUGACAGAGGAGGAGCAGCGGCUUGUCCAGCAGGCUCUUCAGCGCAACCUGUUCAGCAUGGCGCGGCAGAUCCCCAUGAAGAUCAAAAUCAAUGGCAAGGAAGAUAAACCUGACUCAGCGGCGGCGGCAGCACUGAAUUUGUCACCUAACGGCAUUGGGAGUAUUAACAUGUCAGUGGAGAUUAACGGCACAAUUUAUGCUGGAGUGCUCUUUGCCCAGAAGCCAGUCGUCCAUCUCAUUGCAGGCUCCAGCACCCAAAGUUCCUGCAGCAGCAGCAGCAGCUCCCACUGCUCUCCCAGCCCUACCUCAUCCCGGGGAACCCCCAGUGCAGAGCCCUCCACCAGCUGGUCUCUCUGAUGGACGGCUGAGCCUGCUGUCUCUCACACUGGCCUCCGGCAGCUCUUCCUCUCUGCUCUCAGCAGGGAGCGAGCCGGGAAGGAGUCGCACAGAUUACCUCAUCUCAAGGAACCUGCUUUUGUGGUUGGCCAACAGCAAGAUGAUGAUGAUGCUGAAACCUUUCCAUGCCAGCGAGUUUUUCUUCAUCGUCUGUUUGUCCAGCCUUUUUCUUUGUUCUUCCCCUUUCUUCCUCCCUUUUGCUUUUUGUUUUUUUUCUCCUCCUCCCAGGGUUUGCUGUGUUCCUGUUGGGGGGUGGGACAUGGAGGGGGGGGGUAUGCCUGGCGUUUUUCAAUCAGGGAUCGUCUCUAGGAGCUGCGGGUUGAGAGAUGGCUGAGACGUCACCAAGGCAGGUGGAAAGAGCUGGAGUUGGGGCGGGGAAACUUGGUUCUCCUCGAACCAGUAGCCACAAGGACUCUUCCCACAAAACAACUCCGUGUAUUGACAAUCCUAAGAGCCGGCGGGGUGCCUUGCCCCUGUCCUCCCAUGGCUUGUGCUGCAGAAGGCCAGGCGGCUGCAGAGCAGGCAAGCUUCCUCGCUUUUCUUCUUCAGGCUCUGUCGUGGUCCGGUGUUCAUAUGUCCUCCUGUAGAACACAUGGUCUUGGCUUGUGAGCCUCCUUCCCCCUCUCCGAGGUCUUGGCAAGAGGGGAAGGACUUUCUCACUGCAACGUUUGACCCAUAGACACAUUAAAAACCUCUCGAUCAGCUGCUUCCUUCUCCUGGCUGGUGCUGGCCUCUUCCCUACUGUUGCCUUCAGGCUUUCAGCCAAGUUUUAAAUGUCCUCCACCUUGUCUCUCUCCCCUUGAGGAACUCAUCCCGCUGACAUUUACCCUGACAGCCUGAACUUACUGUGGCUUGCUGCUUUGAUCUUCUGCCCCCUUGACACAAAAGGGCUGUCAUUUAGGUUGAUCUAGGCUUCCUGGAGCAACUUCCUUCUCAUAAGGUGUCUUUCAAUAGCCCCUGGAAGCUCUCCACAUCCAUAGGCUGAGAAAAUAGAAGGUGAUAUUUGAAAUCUAAUUCAGUGGGGCUGUGGUGCGUGUGUAGGCAUUGCAGUUAACGUUACACACGCGUCUUUUCGUUGGUCUCUGAACAAGCCUACAGAAAGCCGGUCCCCUUCAAAUUGUACAUGAGCGAAAAGAAAGCAGCUCUCAGUUGAGUAAGACCUUUUGCUCUCCUGGAUGGAAGCAGAGGAAAGGAAAUCAAGCCCCUCCUUGCCCUUUCCCCUCAAACCUCCAGUUGAAAGCAAGCAAAGGCUGGCCCUGGCUCUCCCAUGUCUGGAGCCAACCAAGCUGACUUAGUGACUCCAUGAAGUCAGCUCCUGCUCAGGUGGCCUCAUUCUGUCCCCUCUCUUCUUCUGGCCUUUCCCACACAUGCUUUCCCCAGCCUGGAGACCAGGUCCAAGCACCAUCCAUCCUGCCUUGGUGACGUCCUUCCUAUCCUUCAGGCCCAAGUCAGGUUUUUUUGAGCAGAUGAAAUACCUCAGAUAUGUACUUGUUGUUGGGUUUUUUUUGUUUGUUUUGGGUUGGGUUUUUUUAACCUCUUCAGGAAGUAUUGGCAUAUCUUAUCGCUUGUUUUUUAUAUGUGGUUUUGCUGACAUUGUGUUUAUUUUUUUUAUUUUUAAUUGUAUCACCAAAGACAGAAAGAAAAAAAAAAAAAAGACU